Molecule: messenger RNA, 1278 nt
Organism: Didymodactylos carnosus
Lineage: Eukaryota; Metazoa; Rotifera; Eurotatoria; Philodinida; Philodinidae
Source: the annotation of a GenBank genome assembly
AUGAAGUUUGGAACACCGCUUGAUGAUUAUGUGAAUGCACCUGAUCCCUACUAUAAAUGGAAUUUAAUCCGACAAUACCAAAAUAAAGACUAUAAUGCUUACAUACUAAAUUUAACAUCACAAAAAUGGUUAGACGAAACAUUUUCAUCUCGCCCAAUAUGGCAACAUUACGUUUCGAUUGUUAUACCGUCAAAUCUUAUUCGAACUAACACGGCAUUAUUAUGGGUUGAUAAUGGUAACAGUGGAGCAGCGUCAGGAAAAUCUAUUCCCACGGAGACAUCGAUUGCAGAAUCUGUUUCCGUUGCUAAAACAAUUGGAAGUAUUGUUGUCGACUUACAACAAAUACCAAAUCAACCAAUUAAAUUUAAUAAUGAUCCAUCAAAAAAAUCUCGUGUCGAAGAUCAACAAAUAGCAUGGACGUGGAAAACAUUUCUAGAUAACAAAAAUAAGAUAAUAAAUAAUCCAUUUGUAUUAUUACAAAUGCCAAUGACAAAGGCAUGUGUUAAAGCAAUGGAUGCUGCGCAAGAAUUCAUUGCAGAUAUUUCUGUAAGCGUACCGCAAAAAUUUGUUGUUACCGGUGUAUCAAAGUCGCUUAACGGUUGGACAUUUGCGUUUAAAGAUUAUUAUCAAGAAAAUAUAACACGAUAUACCCAUAGUUCACAAUUAGAAGACAUGGCACAGAUAAUUGAUCCAUACAGUUACAUUGAUCGAUAUAGAAACACAAAAUUAUUACAAAUACAAGGAACUAGUGAUGAAUUCUUUCUUCCCGAUAAUGAAAAUUUGUUUUGGAAUAAUUUGACACUAGCAACUGGAGGUACAAAUUUAUUAAACUAUGUACCAAAUCAAGGCCACGGUGCAGGGUCUAGUACGACAAUGAUCACGUUUUUUCAAAUGAUUGCUGAUAACCAAGAACUUCCAAAAUUUCAUUGGCAAAAAUCAUUAAAUGCAACACACGGAACAAUUGUAGCAACGGUAGAGUGUCCAAAAGGGCUAAAACCAUCAAGUGCAACGGGUUAUCAAGCAACAACAGCAAACACUAACCGACGUGAUUUUCGUUCAUCGAAAAAUUGGGUGAAACAAACAAUUAAUCAACAGAUAGUUGACAGUACGACAAUUGUUUACACAAUGACAAUUGCAAACCCUGCAAUCGGCUGGAAAGGAUUUUUUAUUCAAAUUAAUUUUUCUGAUUCUGCUCAAUUAACGACAGAAGUACUGAUUGUACCUAACAGUUAUCCAGCAGGUGAUUGUAUGAGUCAGUGUUACGGUACAUUGGUAUAG